CUGCAAUCUGCUUCACAUGUUUAUUUAAAUUGACGGCUAUUUCCGUUCAUCCGCUCGCCUGUCCGUCAUUCACGCUGCUUUCGUUCAUCUCUCACGGUGACUGGAGAGAGCAUCAUGGUCCUCAAGACGUUAUUAGCCCUGGGUCUUCUCGCCCUGCAGGCCUGUGCCAUCCCCACCGCCUCAACAACAGACUCAGACUCCAGCUCUGCUGUCGCAGCAGCCGCAGCCCAGAUCUCACACUUGGCCAGCCAUGCCUACAACGAGACGAUCGCCAACCUGCCCAGCUCGGGGCCCUGCACGCGAGAGACCCUGCGCAUCCGCCGCAACUGGCGGGCCUUCUCCACGCCCGAGAAGAAAGCCUACAUCGACUCGGUGCUGUGUCUGCAGAGUCGGCCCGCGCGCACGCCCUCCGAGCUGGCCCCCGGGGCGAAGACGCGGUAUGAUGACUUUGUGGCGACACAUAUCAAUCAGACCUUGGAGAUUCACUACACGGGCACCUUCCUGGCGUGGCACCGCUACUUCAUCUACCGGUUCGAGCAAUCCCUCCGCGAAGAAUGCGGAUACACGGGCGAUUACCCAUACUGGGACUGGGGCGCCGACGCCUCCUCGAUGGAAACGUCCCCGGUGUUCGACGGCACGGCAACGUCGAUGUCGGGCAACGGGGCGCCGAUCGCCAACGAGCCCCCGAUCUCGCUCUUCCUGGGUAACUACCCAGCGAUUGUCCUCCCCGCAGGCACCGGCGGGGGCUGCGUCACCAGCGGGCCCUUCCGGAACUACACCCUCAACCUGGGGCCGGCGGCGCUGUCCCUCCCGGGGGCCAACAGCACCUUCAGCGCCGCCAACCCGCUGGCCCACAACCCGCGCUGUCUGAAGCGCGACCUCACCACCGCCAUCCUCUCGCGGUACAACACCUACCCGCAGAUCCUCUCCCUGAUCACCGACAGCCCCGACGUCUGGACCUUCGAGAUGACCAUGCAGGGCGUCCCCGGCAGCGGGUCCAUCGGCGUCCACGGCGGCGGGCAUUACGCCAUGGGCGGGGAUCCGGGGCGAGACGUGUUCGUCAGUCCCGGCGACGUGGCGUUCUGGCAUCACCAUGGCAUGAUCGAUCGGGUGUGGUGGAUCUGGCAGAGUUUGGAUCGCCAGAGCAGGGAGAAGGAGAUCUCGGGGACGGGCACGUUUAUGAAUGAGCCGCCGUCGGCGAAUACCACGUUGGAGUCGGUGGUAGACGUGGGGUAUGUGAGAGCGGGGGAGACGAGGAGGAUGAGCGAGUUGAUGAGUACCUCGGGGGGGUUGUUUUGUUAUGCUUAUUUGUAG
Molecule: messenger RNA, 1314 nt
Organism: Aspergillus heteromorphus CBS 117.55
Lineage: Eukaryota; Fungi; Ascomycota; Eurotiomycetes; Eurotiales; Aspergillaceae
Product: tyrosinase family protein
Exons: 3
Coding region: 115-1314 (399 amino acids)
Molecular function (GO): oxidoreductase activity
Source: RefSeq, a predicted model, not a curated record